This is a messenger RNA of Erpetoichthys calabaricus (reedfish), 1882 nucleotides long. It is a transcript of the gene soul3, whose product is annotated as heme-binding protein soul3. The transcript has 5 exons. The coding region runs from base 118 to 909 and encodes 263 amino acids. The record is from RefSeq and is a predicted model, not a curated record. NCBI's taxonomy places the organism in Eukaryota, Metazoa, Chordata, Cladistia, Polypteriformes, Polypteridae.
UAACUCUUAAGCCGGGAGCAAGCGAAAGUUAUAGAGCUGCAGUCACUACUUGGAAAAAAACUGUCCUUCUCACUACACGUUGUAUUGUUUAUCAAUGCACAGCCAAAACAACUGAAUAUGGAGCGAGAAAACUGUCAAAUGAGUGGGUCCCAGUCUGACUCUGGAGUCAUCACGAUGGAGGACCUGGAAGGUUUCUCCGAAGAGGGACACUCCGAUUCGGCUUACAACAGCAGUCUGCAGGACGACGCUGAGCAGGAACGACUGCUCAACUACUGGCAGAACGUCGGGAGGGGUCACCAGGUCGAGGUGCCCAGGGAUAUGGCAGAGCCAAUUCAACAGUUGACAAGAAACAAUCGCACAUCUCAAGAAAGAGAAAUAGUUCCUUUCAGGCUCAUCAGUCAAAAAGAAAAGUGUGGAGAAAUACUAUAUGAGGAGCGGCUUUAUGAGAAGGCAAAGUGGGCCUGCAUUACUGUGCAUGAAAAACAAUAUGAACAAAGCAUCUGCCUUGGGUUUAUGAAGCUAAUGAGAUAUAUUUGUGAACAAAACUCUACAGGGACAUAUCUGGGCUUGACCAUUCCAGUUGUUACCAUUGUACAUACAGAAGAGAGUCGGACAGUGCUGUCACAGGCUGUGACUGUCGCAUACUACCUGCCUUUAGAAUUUCAGAAUCAGCCACCUCAACCAAAUGACACUGAAAUAAUGAUCCAGGAGUGGCCCACAACCAUAGUUUAUAGCAGGACCUUCAGAGGCACGACCAACGAACAGUCCAUCCUGCAUGAAAUCAACAUGUUAGCAGAGGCUCUAGACUUCUCAGAAAUCUGCCUUGAGGACUCAUUUAUCAUGGCUGGAUACACAAAUCCUGCUGCCAGAAACAGACACAACGAGAUCUGGUUUUUGCGCAGAUUAUGAUCUGCCAGAAUGUCUACACUAUCACAACUUUAAUUCAGCCAUUACUUGCUACUGAAACUAGAAGAUUGAAAUAAAAAUCAAUCAAGUAAAAGUCUGAUUAUUUUACAUCUCGGGUAAUGUAUUAUUUAAAAAAAAAAAAGGAAAAAUGACAAUCAGGCUUUAAUCUGUAGAUAUGCCAUCAGCCACAAUUGCCUAAAUGAAACAUAAUACUCAUUAACAGAUUACUUUUUCCAUGAUAUGUAAUACUGCCAUUGCUUUGAUCAGUUUGAAUUCUGAGUUACUAAAAUGUUGAUAAAUGUUCACUGGUAACAUUUUUAAUUAUGAAUGAGUCUUUUUAAUGUCUAUGUAUUAUAAACAUGAUGUUAUCACAAGAUGUUAGUAAAGUCUCUGAAAACAAAAUUACAUCAAAAUGCUUAUGUUGAUCUACAUUGUUAUAAUCAAGAGCUGUAUGUAAGUUAUGAGUGGUGCUGUAGUCUUAGUUUUCUAUAUUUGAACUAUAUGUAAAUGGUUGUAUGUAAGUAAUUCAACUUUCUAGAAUGUCAGGAUAUCCUUUUUACAGACUUCUUGUUUUCAUCAACCUGAAAGUUUACAGCAAUUUUUUUUUUUUUCCGGGGUCUAUUCUCAGGUAUUUUAUUUUUUGUCUUUUGUGUACUUGUAUUUGCCUGCCAACUCCUGGCUUUCCCAUUUUAUGUAUUCAUUAUUAUCAUGCUCUAGCUUAAGAUAAAGGCUUACAAUCUUUAUUUAUUACACGGUUAAUACAAUGCUCUGUUUUUCCUACAAUGUUUUGAUUUAAACAUCGUUGUCUUUGGCAAUGUACCAAAUCAAAAUUUGAAGCAUUUGAGUAAUCUACAUUUCUGAUGUGUAUUUACAGCAUGUCAUUAGAGUGUGCAUUUUAUUUUGUAACCAGAGAUGUACUAAAAGAGGCUGCAUGUCUAUGAAUGAUAUUACAUAAACUUGCCUACUGAAUGUUUUA